AUGCCACGCCCCUUUUUGUCGCUGGUGUGUUCUCUAGAAAAAAGAGCAUUGAAUUUAAUUAAGUAUUCUUUGAGGAGAUUAUGGGGGAUUGUUUUUUGAGAAAAAAAAUUUAGAAUUCUAGACGCGUUUAUGUACUUGGUAUAGUUGGACAACGACUCAAGUCGACUCAAGUCGACUCGGAGUCGAUAAGACAGCUGUUUUCGACUCGACUAACGACUCGAGUCGUUUAGUCGAAAAGGUGAGUCGAUUAGAAAAUGACUCAAGUCGAGUCGAAUGGUUUUUUUCGACUCGACUCGACUCCGAUGGUCAAUUUUCUCAUGGUGAGUGGGGGUUUUGUAAUAUGGUUAAGGUGUUGGCUUAGAUGGUGAAUAUUGGAUGGUGAUUGGUGGACAUGGUGAUAGUGCACCAAUCACACCAACUGCACCAAUAAUGGGAAUUUUGGACCAUUGGUGGAAUUUGUUGAAUUGGUGGAUGGUGGAAUUGGCGAAUGGUGCAAUUCGCCAAUUGGUGUGA
Molecule: messenger RNA, 513 nt
Organism: Caenorhabditis angaria
Lineage: Eukaryota; Metazoa; Nematoda; Chromadorea; Rhabditida; Rhabditidae
Source: the annotation of a GenBank genome assembly